AUGAACCCAAGAGGCCGCCGCAGCCGAGGAAGAGGGUCCACGACCUCUGAUCGUCCGGAACAAAACCCAGAUCAAGGGCGCCAGGGAAGCAAGUCUAAGGUCGUCGGGUCGCAGUUAGCCCCAGGAGCAGUCGUGUACAAAACUGACACCGCUCGUCAACUCGGCGCCGUCGGAGAUGACGCCGAUGAUGCAUCUGAAUGGGACUGGGAGGGGCAAGGGAAGUCAUUGGCAGAAAAGCGCGAAGACCUGCCUGUAUCUCGCAGCCAAUGGCAGGAAAUGAAAGCACGCGAACGUAAUGUUUCCACCGAACACCGCAAUGACAAUAGAGAUGUCGUAGCAUCAAUGGUGGCUGCACAUCUACGGCGCCAGAAUCAGGGCGCCAGGGCUGAAGACACCGCGGGGAACCCGAGCUCGUCCCAAAACGACGCCGCGUUGCCACUUCGGGGAGAGGACGACAUUGCUGACGCUCCGGCGUCAUUUUCUAUCUUCGCUUUGGGUGGCUCCUUUGACGACAGCGACGACGAUAACGAUGACGACGGCGAACCUAACAACGAUGAAGUCAAUGUCAAAGGUAACCCUUUGACUAGCGUGAAUGAUGCAGAAAAGCUUCAGGACUAUUGGACCGGCCAAACUGAUUACAGCGAACCGGCGCCGUCUCAACCCAGUGAUGCUGAUAUGUCGACAAUUUUUGGUCCCACUCCAUCGACGCCUGUAUCACAUCGCGAUCAGCAUGCCCAUGUUGCUGAGGCUGCUCCCGAACGCGACGUACCUCCUGAUGCGGUUGUUGGUGGACUGGGCUUGAUGACUCCAGUGAAUAUGACUAAUGUGGAGUUCCGAAAUGCAGUCCUUUCACGCAUGAUGGCUGAGCACAUGCACACCAACUCCGCAUUCAUUUUGAAUGCGUUUGUUGAUCACAUGCUUCUGCGCCUAGAACCGGUCAGAGGGGAGACGGCAGAAGAGACGAUCGACUCACUCAUUGGGGUACUCAAUAGAGGGGAGGCGCCGCUGCAGGCCGUGUUUCCUAUGCUACAGGAUGGACACCAGGGCGGAUGGACCAGUCAAUCAAUCAACGCAGCGAUACGUCACCUUUCCCUGUUAUUCAUGUUUGAUGGCGCCGGGCGACACAGCGUCAGUGGGGAGAGCGCAGGGCAGUGA
Coniophora puteana RWD-64-598 SS2 is the source of this 1155-nucleotide messenger RNA. RefSeq lists its product as uncharacterized. NCBI's taxonomy places the organism in Eukaryota, Fungi, Basidiomycota, Agaricomycetes, Boletales, Coniophoraceae. The record is from RefSeq and is a predicted model, not a curated record. The transcript has 5 exons. The coding region runs from base 1 to 1155 and encodes 384 amino acids.